AUGGCACAAGCCAGGCACGACGCUAACGCGCAAACGGCGCUCGACAUGCAGCGCGCCCGGGAGACGUCCAAGCUUGAUGUCGAGGCUAUCCAGGUCUUCCUCGCUGGUAGAGGCCGGAAGCGAUGGGAGCACGGCAAGAAGCUACAGGAUAUUCUGAGUCGGGAGCCAUUGUUUAGCAAGCGGGGGAGAGAGUUCCUCACUCGCAAAGAGCGGUACAUCCACGGCACACGUAUCAUGAAACGCGCUUACGAGCUGCAAGAGGAACAUGGAUGGUCACCAGCAGUCAUGGUGGAUGUCUUUCAGAAGCUCUACGAUCCGCUUCCCAUCAACCUGCAUUACGUUGCGUUUGAGCCAGUCUUUAUGUCCCAGGGCUCGGAGGAGCUUUUGAAGCGAUAUGGGACACUGGUCGCAACCAGGGGUAUCAUCGGUUGCUACCUCCAAACCGAGCUUGGCCACGGUACCAACGUCGCCAGUCUUGAAACAACCGCGACAUUCCUCCCAGAUACCGACGAGUUUGAGAUCCAUUCGCCUUCCAUCACAAGCACCAAGUGGUGGAUUGGCGCACUCGGCAAGACCGCAACACAUGGCGUCGUACAGGCUAAACUUAUCCUGCCCGGAGGACGCGAUAUGGGUCCUCACUUGUUCUUUGUUCAGCUCCGCUCGCUUGACGACCAUAGACUGCUUCCAGGGAUAGACGUAGGAGAUAUCGGGCCGAAAGCUUUGGGAGGUAACCAAGCGAACGACAAUGGCUACGCGCGCUUUUCGCGCGUGCGCAUUCCGCGCUUCCACAUGCUUUCGAAAUUUGCGCAGGUGACACGCGAGGGCGAGUACGUGAAGCCACCACAUGCGAAGUUAAGCUAUGGUGGAAUGCUCACUAUUCGCGCGAACAUGGUCACUGGUGCGGGUUGGACGAUCGCCCGAGGCAUCACGAUUGCACUGCGGUAUACGACUGUCCGGCGCCAAGGAGAACUCGACGAAUCCGGGCUAGAGCGACAAGUGCUGAAAUACCCAUCGACAUAUUACCGCCUCAUCCCUAUCCUUGCGCGUUCAUACGUUUUCAUCGCGCUCGGUCGACGUGUCCUCCAAGCGUUUCAGGAGAUGUCCGCGCAACUCGCAAGCGGGAACACAACCCUCCUACCCGAGAUGCAUGCAAUCACAUGUGGUCUCAAAGUGCUCGUCACCACAGCGGGGAUUAACGACCUUGAGACGGCGCGCCGCUCAAUGGGCGGACAUGGGUACAGCGCGUUUGCGGGUGUUGGGCAGAUCUAUGCGGAUUAUUUGCCUGCUGCGACUUAUGAAGGUGACAACUUCGUACUUGACGGCCAAGUCGUACGUGCCGCACUCAAGUCGCACAAAUCUGCCACCGCCACUUCUCAAGGAUCCACGGAGCGCCCUCCGUCUUCAGCGUACCUUCGUCUUCUACAUCCCUCAGCCUCCAAAGGAGCCCAAUCCAGGUUCACGUUCGACAGACAAACUUGCUCUUCACCUUCUCAACUUGCAUUGUUGCUUGAGUGGCGCGCUGCGAAGAUGGUCGCCGAACUUGCUAGUACCGUUUCUUCUGCGGAAGGGCCAGACGCUAGCGCCAGUCAGCGGGUUUCUCGCGCAGUUACGGAGGCGUUCGUCGCGAGGCAAGUGGAGACUAUGCUUGGGGAUUUGAGGGUGCUCCCUGGCGGGCAAGCGGAAGCGGUGAGGAGGUUGUACAUCCUGUAUCUUCUCACCACAGUCGAGUCUGCACUCGCCGACCUCCUUUCGUUCGACCUCGUAGCCUUCGAUUCCCCGUCAUCCGACCCGGCACGUGGGCUGCGCCUCGCGAUAAAGUCGACGUGCGCUGCUGUACUUCCAGACGCUAUUGCACUCACCGACGCGUUCGGAUUCUCAGACUGGGAUUUGGAUAGUGCACUUGGCGUGCACGAUGGGUGGGUAUACGAGGCACUGCUUGAGAGGGUGAGGCAGGAGCCUAUGAAUGCGGAGGAGGUUACUCCUGGAUAUGAGGAGAGCAUCAAAGCUAUGCUUGAGAAGGGGCAACGCUUAGCUGAGACCAGGGCCAAACUCUAAGGUCAUACUAUACAUGUGGAUGGUGGACAUCGCCUCGUUGCGCAUUCCUGGGGCACCCGUUCGAGUUAUUUUGUGUUUAUUACAUGUAUAUUAGCCGCGAAUACCUCACUC
This is a messenger RNA of Coniophora puteana RWD-64-598 SS2, 2166 nucleotides long. Its product is annotated as peroxisomal oxidase. The record is from RefSeq and is a predicted model, not a curated record. The transcript is spliced from 13 exons. Gene Ontology annotation, molecular function: fatty acid binding; acyl-CoA oxidase activity; FAD binding. NCBI's taxonomy places the organism in Eukaryota, Fungi, Basidiomycota, Agaricomycetes, Boletales, Coniophoraceae. Gene Ontology annotation, biological process: fatty acid beta-oxidation using acyl-CoA oxidase; lipid homeostasis. Bases 1 to 2055 code for a protein of 684 amino acids. Gene Ontology annotation, cellular component: peroxisome.